Pelagomonas calceolata is the source of this 1237-nucleotide messenger RNA. The record is from the annotation of a GenBank genome assembly. Lineage: Eukaryota; Pelagophyceae; Pelagomonadales; Pelagomonadaceae.
GCAUUUUGCAAGCAGAAGAAAACAAAGCUGCCAAAGCUUGUGAGGUGCUUGGGCAUCGUUAUUCGUGGUAUCACUGCAGCCGCAGCGACAGCAAUCCAUCGGUAGCCAGCUUUUACAGCACAUUCAUUGAUUUGGGUGAUUUGGGUGCAGCCCUGCUCACGCCAGACGCGACAGUAAAAAAACGCGCGCAGCGAUGGCACAAAUGGCCACACCAGAAACAACAACCAGCCCGUCGGCGCAACGCAAAGCCCUCGACGCCGCCGACGAGGUCGUCCUCGAAUACGUCGCCUUUCGCGGUUUCAACGAGGUCUUUCGCGCGCUCAACGCCGCGAGAGCGGACGACGCCACGAGACGGGGCGCCUACGACGCAACCUUCGCCACCGACGCUUUAUUGAAACCUAUCCAGACGCUGGACCACGCGGCUUUGCUCGAUGCGUGGGAUUUUCUCUCGAGUCGCUUCUUCCGGCGCCUGGACGCGGAGAUGACGGCACACGCGCAAGCGUUGGAACGGGGUGUGUAUAGGGCCUACUGCGUGGCCGCGGUGAAAAGAGGCGAGCGCCAGAAGGCGACGCAACUCCUGACGGAGCUCGCCCGCCGCGACGCCGCCGACGCGACCAGCAAACCGCCAUCAGCACCAAAGCAGGACGCCGAGGUCGUCUGGGCUUUAUAUGAUGACGACGACCGACCAACCAAGCCGCCGCCCGUCGACGCGCGCAACGGCGCGCGCUGGCGCGAGUGGUUCGCCAUGCCGCACGUGCCGCGGCCCGACCGCGACCCGCUCUUCGCGCCCUACUUCAAGCGGGAGUGGCACGACGCCCUGGUGCUGUCCCUGCGGAACUUCCUCGCGACGGUGUUUGCAUCGGCGCCGCCGCCCAAGUUACUCCUGUUGCAGACGUGGCACUCGUCGCAAGCGCAGCAGAAAUUAAGGGAGGAACUGCAGAGCGCGCGGUCGGAGCGCGAGGCCCUCGUGGAGGACUUGGUGCGGACGCGCGCCACGCGCGACACACUCGCCGGCACGGUGCGCGAUUUGCUCGUCGCGCACCACCACGGCCACCGCGCGUCGCCGGCCAAGCCGCGCGGCGGCCUCUUCGACGACGAGCCGUCCGACGCGGACGACGCUCGAAAAGCUGGCGCCGACGCCGUCGAGGCGGCGCGCCGCGGCGGCGACAACGCUGCGCUCGACGCCUUGUGUGCGAAGGCGGGGCGGUACUUGGACCUCGUGCGGGGCGGCGGGUAA